Messenger RNA from Micropterus dolomieu (smallmouth bass), 6559 nucleotides. Its product is annotated as seizure protein 6 homolog. NCBI's taxonomy places the organism in Eukaryota, Metazoa, Chordata, Actinopteri, Centrarchiformes, Centrarchidae. The transcript has 16 exons. Gene Ontology annotation, cellular component: dendritic spine; endoplasmic reticulum; neuronal cell body. The record is from RefSeq and is a predicted model, not a curated record. Gene Ontology annotation, biological process: regulation of dendrite development; synapse maturation. Bases 110 to 3214 code for a protein of 1034 amino acids.
CGUUAAAAUUAUCGCUUGUGCGCGUUUUUUUUAAGCCUUGGAAGUAUUCUUUUUCAACACAAGGACGUGUUCUGUAGCUACGCGAAGAGCGACCUCGACUUUAGUAGACAUGUGUAUGAGACAAGGCUGUCAAUUCAAGACCCUCCUCGCGGUUUUGUUUCUUGCUGCUGCCGUAGGCAAAAUACAUGGACAAGGUCCAAAGGAAAGCAACGGCAUCAGUAAGAGGACGCUGGGUCCAGACAGGGACUCAUCAACACAGGACACAGAGAGCGAAGUCCACUCUGUCACCACUGUCUCUGCAAUGAACAUAGCCAACCACCAGCAUGUCCUUAAGGGCCUGCUGCUUCAUGAGCACCUUCUUACAAGGGAGUUCCAGGGCGACCAGCACUUUUUUAGGAGGGAUGGCUCUGUGGCUGCAUAUUCUACCAUUCCAGGCUCUUUGUCUGCCUCAGAUGCAGGAGACCCUGUCACUCAGCUGGUGCCCCAUGAGGAUGCGCCAGCCUUCUCAGACAUUGCCACUACAGCCACUGCGGCUGCCACCUCCCCACUGACCACAUUUUCUCCCACAACACCAAGGCCGCCCAUGUCUCUUUUUCAAAAGAAGUCCUCUAAGGAGAAGACUGGGGGGGCAGACAAGGUAGAGCCGACAACAGACUCUCUCACCACUUACGUGACACAAAAUAAUAGAGGUUCAGUCAGUGAAAACAACCCAGUGGCAUCCCUAUUCUCACAGAGAAGUCGGCCUCAAAGUUGGAGUGCUUUUCCUGCAGAAGCAACUCUUGCUUACUCCUCAGUGAGGAGGGAGAAAGGGGAAGCUAGGGAAACAGCACUGAAAAACAAGGCCAACCCUGAUCAUCCACUCCCUGACCUAACUUCAGCAUCCCGAGAAGAGGGUACCACCACGACGUCCACAACCAUUAUCACAACUACCACCAUCACCACCAUGCAAACAGCAGAGCCAUGCAGUCUGAAUUCCACUGACCCUGAGGGUAACAUCGAAAUCCUGCAGCAACUUGACUCUGGAGUGGAGUGUAACUACUUGGUUACUGUUUACCUUGGAUAUGGCAUUGAGGUUCAGGUGCUAAAUGUGAGUGUGUUGGAGGGAGAGCAGGUGACAGUGGAGGAUACGGGUGGCCAGGAAGCCUUCAUCCUUGCCAAUGAGUCAGUCUUGAUGAGGGGCCUUGUUCUACGCAGCUGGAGCAACCAGAUAUCCAUACGAUUCCGUAGUGACCAACAGCACAACUCCGGAUUCCUCCUGCUGCAUUACCAAGCCUUUGUCCUGAGCUGUGCUUUUCCCAAAGAGCCUGCUGGUGGAGAAGUUUCUGCGACGCACCUCCAUGCUGGCGGAGAAGCCUUUUUCCGCUGUUUCACUGGCUACAAGUUGCAAGGUCCCAAAAUGCUUACCUGUCGCAAUGCAACCACACCUUACUGGAGUGGGAAGGAGCCCCGAUGUGUGGCAUCCUGUGGGGGAAUGAUAAAAAAUGCCACCUAUGGUCGUAUCAUCUCUCCUGGUUUCCCUGGCAACUACAGCAACAAUCUGACAUGCCACUGGGUCCUGGAGGCCCCUGAAGGCCAGCGGCUUCACAUUCACUUUGAGAAGGUGGCUCUGGCAGAGGACGAUGACAGGCUGCUGAUUAAGAACGGCAACAACAUAGACUCUCCCCCUGUGUAUGACUCCUAUGAGGUUGAGUAUUUGCCCAAUGAGGGUGUGCUCAGUACUGGACGUUACUUGUUCAUAGAGUUCACCACGGAUGGCACAAUGACCUCCACUGGUGCAGCCAUCAGAUUUGAAGCUUUUGCAAAAGGUAUGUGCUAUGAGCCUUUUGUGAAGUACGGCAACUUCAGCAGCAGUGACUCCACCUACAGUGUGGGCGCAGUGGUUGAAUUCUCAUGUGACCCCGGCUACACGCUGGAGCAAGGUUCCGUAGUGAUUGAGUGCGUGGACGCACAAAACCCACAGUGGAAUGAGACUGAGCCAGCUUGUAGGGCUGUGUGCAGCGGUGAAAUCACAGACUCUGCUGGUGUGGUGUUGUCUCCUAAUUGGCCCGAGGCCUAUGACAAGGGACAGGACUGCAUCUGGGGUAUCCAUGUGGAAGAGGACAAGAGGAUCAUGCUUGACAUACAAGUUCUCCAUGUUGGUAAGAAUGACCUGCUGACCUUCUAUGAUGGCGAUGACCUUACAGCGAACAUACUGGGCCAAUACAGCGGCACACGACCACAUUUCAAGCUCUAUACCUCCAUGGCUGAUGUCACUAUUCAAUUUCAGUCAGAUCCUGCCACCAACAUCUAUGGCUACAACAAUGGCUUUGUUGUCCACUUCUUUGAGGUGCCGAGGAACGACACCUGCUCUGAGCUGCCAGAGAUCACCAAUGGCUGGAAAAGCACUUCCCACCCUGACCUCAUCCACGGCACAGUCAUCACCUACCAGUGUUACCCUGGAUAUGAGCUGGUAGGCUCUGAGAUCCUCAUGUGCCAGUGGGAUCUUACUUGGAGCGGUGAUGUGCCGAGAUGUGAGGAAGUUAUGACAUGUCAAGACCCUGGAAAUGUGGAGCACAGUCAUAAAGUGUUCACAGGCAGCCGCUUCACCGUUGGAUCGACAGUGCAGUUUAUCUGUAAUAAAGGCUACAUCCUGUCUGGCAGCAGCCUCCUCACCUGCUACAACCGAGAUUCAGCCACACCAAAGUGGAGUGAGAGGCUGCCCAAGUGUUUCCGUAAAAAGUACGAGCCAUGCAGGAACCCUGGCGCUGCCUCCACCAGUGUGCAGAGCUCUGAAAAGGCCUUUUAUCAAGCAGGAGAGAUUUUGACCUUCUCCUGCCACUCGGGCUACGAGCUGCAGGGCGGGGCCACCAUAUACUGUAUCCCCGGACACCCAUCACAGUGGAAUAGCACUCCCCCCGCCUGCAGAGCUUCCACAAAUCAGUAUGUAAACGAACGCAGGCUAGAUGUUGUUAAUAUGGAUUAUAGCAUGGAGGGAACCAAUAUUACUCUUGCAGUUUUUAUUCCAACUGCGAUCAUCUUGGUGGUUGUCCUCGGGAUUUAUGUCUACUUCGCAAAACUCCAAGGGAAGGCUAUCAGAAUGCCAACAUCCUCGCCACCGUACGACAACAUGACAGAAGAGUCAGCUUUCGACAACCCUAUAUAUGAGAGCGGAGUAAGUACAGAUGUCAUGAGCAUGCAAGACGUGGAUUCACAGAACACCAGUGUGCUGUCCUGAUCCUUUCCCAUCUGGCUGUCAUCCUGCCGUCAUCUCAUGUUUCAUCAGCAGAGGGCACCAUCCACCUCAUCUUGCAUCACUGUAAUCAUCAAUGAGAGCUAGUGGUCAUGGUCUUAGCUGAAGAAGAAAGGACAUGUUUCCUCCUCUCACUCUGUGGUUAGAGGUCAUUUUGCAUCCUAGAUUUCCAUACUUCAUCUACAUGGAGGAGUGAGAGUGACGUGUCAGACUUUACAUUAUUCACAUUGUGGUGAUGUCAUCUCCUUUCCACUACAUAUAAAUGUCAUGUCAUCAUGUUUUAUGCUGCAAUCACACAUAGUGUGUAAAUGCACAUUACAACAUACAGCAGUAUUAUUGGAUGGAUGGGUCAAUCACAGUUAUUUUACUUUAAAAAGCUGUUUUGUGGCUUUAAUUGUAUCUGUGCUAAUGGUUUCCAACUGACUGAGUAAUCACAAAGAUAUAUAUAUAUAGAGCCAACUGUCUUCUUCUCCCUGCUCCUACAGCACUGGCAGUCUCAUUCUAGAUACUAAACCCUGUCACUGUCUACUUUGGCUGUUACUGCUGAAGAACUAUGAGGUGAGAUCUCCCUCUAGUGCUGAAAGCACAUCUCACUCACUGUCACAUGACACUUCUGCUAUUAUGACUACCUCUCCCAGCCUGCCACACAUUCUGAUCUGGUUUCACUGCUUGAGUUGGUGCUUUGUAGACAUAGUUUUCUACAAAGGACCCAAUCGCUCUCCUUUUUCAUCUACUCCUCUUCUUUUACUGAUCACGUAUACACAACUACUGGUUGGUGACAAUUUGAAACACAGUGUUGGUGCAGUUGACACGUAGCCUCUUGUUUGUUUACACCUAAAUUAAUGGAUAAAAUAUUUAUUCAAGAGUUUGACUUUUUCUAAAUGUUGCAUUUCUGUCAUUCUAACAUUUCAGUAACAUGUAUAAUGUUGGGUACAAUAACAACUGUAUAUGUGUGAUUGUAACGUCUACAUCAUAUGCAUAUUUUGUUAACAGUGUUUUUAAAGUAUAUAGUAGCAGUACUUUGCUUUAGUGUAUGUAAGUCAGUAUUUUGUUAUCUGGUUAUGUGCUUGUUUCUUAAGAAAAGAUUGACAAAAUAACUGAAGUGGCCAACAAAUAAAUAAAUGUAGAAAAGUUAAGGAAUAAUUGGAAAAAAUAAUGGUCAGAACCGGAUCAGAUAAAAUCUUUCAAUUGGUAUGAAUCAGAGAAAAACAUCUUAUCCAUUAGUUAUUUUUUUUAAAUACUUAAAAUAGUUGUAACUUCAGAUGAUAACUUUGUCCAGCAGUAGUCAUUAAUUAAAUUGCUGUUUAUCAUUUGUGAAUAUAUUAAAGAUUGCGCUUUUGAUCAUAAACGUUUAGAGCAAUUAACAGGUGUCCACUGUAAAGUAACAUAUCCAACAAUAUAUCUUCUCAUGAUAUAUUUUUUCUGUUUGUGUCAUGUUUGUCAUACUGAACAUUGGUAUUUCACUGUAUAUUUUCUCAAUUUAGGUUUAUUCACUAACUAAGACCACGGAAAUUGAGGUACAACAGGGAGUUUAUUUAGGUUAGCGCAAAGGUUCAGGAAGGGAAGGAUGGCGAGGUCGAGAGGGGAGGGAUGAAGGCGGCUGAUCAGGUUCGUGCUGGCCAGAGCGGCUAGGAACCCUUGGAUAGAGACUCAGGGUGGGGGCACGUCUCUAUUAGCGUCUUGCUUUAUGAACAAUUACUUUGGCAGAAUUAUGAAUUUCAGCAUGGGUGUCAUUGGUGGGAGGAAACCGGAGCCCACACAAAUACGGGGAGAACAUGCAAACUCCACACAGAAAGUCCUGGGAUGACCGAGUUCUGAACCCAGGACCUUCUUGCUGUGAGGCCACAUUGCUGUCCACUGGCCACAGUGCUGCCCAUUGAAAGGGGCUUUUAUAUAUAUGUGCAAGUGAUUGGAUGAGAGAGCCACAGGUGGAUGAAAUGAGUGAAGCACAGGUGGUUGGAUUAGUGAGAGAGAGAAGCGUGGUCUUGUUCCUGAACCUCAAUUAUAAUAACUACAUUUGAAAUGUGCAAUACUGAUAAACAGUAUUUCUUUUAUAAUAAAUCUUAUUAUGCCAGCACUAUAUAGUGGUACAUUAUUACAUUUUUCCAAAGUUUCAAAAGUGCAAAGUUCAUUUUACUGUAUUUUAAAUGUUUAUUUGUAUCUCAAAUUGUACUAUUCUCUAUCAUUAUGAUUCAGUUUAACAGAUGUAUUUGUCUGGUCUUUACAGGACAAGUGAAAAGGUUAAGAGGUGUCCAUUUAGAGACCGUAAAGCAAGAAUUGCUCAAGCUUUGCCUUUUGGGACUCUGUCUGCACUGCUCAUCUUUUCCUCCGACCAUUGUGUUCCCAAAUUAUUUCUUUCCAUUUUUCCUUUGUGUGGAUUACUGUAAAUCUGUCUUUCUUUCCACGGUCAAAUCUGUGAAUCUGUGGAUCUCCAUGGUGAUAUUUUUAUAAAGUAAAUUGCUGAUGACCGAUGUUUUGAGUACUUUUUGAUGCUCUACGCCAAGAAUGAGGGAAAUGAUGCUUUGAUUGUUGAAAUCUGCUGAACAUAAAUUCCCCAUUACCCAGCAUUCUUUGGAAAUUUUCUUUUCUUUGUGUGUAUGGGUCUGCUAUUUGUAAAUAAACUGCCUGUCAAAUAUGAGUGCCUCACAACUGACUAUAACCUGAGAAAUCACAUGUGAACAGAAUCUUUUGUUUAACUAUUAUUUCGCAUAUGUAGGCCUGACAUUAAGUCUUUUCCAUCAUAAAGUUUCACUUCAAGAAACAAAAACAGAUGAUGCCAGAUAUUUUCCUACUAGCUGAUUUGUGGUUCCAAAUGCAUAUAGCCUCAGAGGAUUUCUCAGAUACAUGUUUUCAUAUGGGACCCAUCAGCUAUGCAUACUUUUCUGUUCUUAUGUCACACUGUACAGUCUGCCUCAAAGGAUAAGUAGCAAUUUGUUAAUUUGUGUAUGUGGUUACACCUCAGCAUUAGCAGACCCUGAGAUAAAACCCAGUGAUAACAUACAGUAAACACAUGAGUUAGUUAAGUUACUGAUGCAGGCUGCUGAAUCAAGCAUCAAUUGAUUGGUUCUUGCAUUGCAAAUCAACAAUUAAAAUCUUACAGUGUGCAAAAUAGACCCUUCUGUAACAGGUUUUUACUUUGGGUCACAUUGUUGAGGUGCAUGUGUUUGUGUUAAAUUUGUAUAUAGACCUCACAUCCUUUGUGCAUAUCCUUUAUACUCUAACAAAUCUUUCUUUCAGUACCAUAGCUGGUACAACCGCAUCCCUGAAAAACCAAAUCACAUUCAAUAUCUAUAAUCCUCUGAUUAAUAAUAAAAGUAAUUGUUGGUUAAA